Messenger RNA from Cololabis saira (Pacific saury), 1725 nucleotides. RefSeq names its product C-type mannose receptor 2-like. The transcript has 6 exons. The record is from RefSeq and is a predicted model, not a curated record. Lineage: Eukaryota; Metazoa; Chordata; Actinopteri; Beloniformes; Belonidae. Bases 49 to 1143 code for a protein of 364 amino acids.
GCUCAUCAAGCAGCAAGUGUUUCUCACAUCUCAGAGAGAGAAGGGACAAUGAUGCAUCAGGACAGGGUUGUGAUGAGGAGAGGACUCUCCGUAGCCUUUCUCCUCCUCCUCUGCAGCAUCACUGUGUCCGGACUGGGAUCAGUGGUGCGGAGCCAUCACAGAUACAUUGAAAAAUUCAAUACCUGGGAGAAGGCACAAGAGUUCUGCAAGCACCACUACACUGACUUGGCCACCAUCUACUCAGAAUCGGAUGCGAGCAGCCUGAAUAUGAAGGGAUAUCACGCCUGGAUCGGCCUACACAAAGACAAAUCUAUCUUACAACAUGGCUGGGUCUGGUCUGAUGGAGAAGAGCACACGUUUCCUUCCUGGUCCCAAAAUCAGCCACACUACAAUGAAGAAUGUGCUGUGUUAAGCUAUAACAAAAAGCUUUAUGGCAAGUCUUGUUCAGGGUAUUGUUUCUUCUUCUGUCAUAAGAUUGAAGGAACCAGUACAAGCUACACAUUCUUCAACGAGUCAAAGACGUGGGCCGAGGCUAAGGAGUACUGCAACGCUGACGGCCAAUACCUGGCAGGUAUUGGAAAGGAGGAUCUGGGCACGGCUUUGGGGGAAAAGGAUUUUCCCGUCUGGAUUGGAAAGCACAAAAAUGGUGACACAUGGAAGUGGAGCACAGGCAUGUCAGACUACACAAACUGGAAAACAGGAAUGCCAGACAAUAGUGGGGAUUGUGUCUCCAUUUCCUCUUUAAAUAAAAAGAUGGCUACUCAAAACUGCAGCGACAGGUUGCCGUUCCUCUGCUUCUUGGAGAACGUAAUCCUGGUAAAAGAGAACAAGACCUGGGAGGAGGCGCUGGAGUACUGCAGAGGUCUCUUAUCUCCCGCCUCUCGUUAUGAUCUGCUCAGCGUGCAGCCUGGAGAUGAGCAGUAUGUGAUGAACAAAGUCCUGGCGGCCAGCACCGAGGAGGUGUGGACUGGCCUACGUUUCCUGGCUGGUGAAUGGUUGUGGAUGAAUGGGGCAGAUAUUUUAUAUGACCUGCCACUCUGCCCCGUGUAUGGGCACCAUUGUGGCGCCAUGAGCAAGAGCGACACUGGCAGCGUGGAGCCCAGAGAUUGUUCAGAGAAAAAAAACUUUCUUUGUUACAGUUGAUAGCACCAUCACUGGUCUUUGUUUGAGUGACCCUGAAGCUAAAAUCAACUGCUUAUCCACAUUUUCUUGCAGAUUUUUGCUCUAUUGUUUUAUGUUUUAGAUGCCACAUUGAAAUAUAAUAUGGCUUUGAAAUAUUAGCUCUAACAAAAAGAAGCACAAGUCUGCAUUUACUAAAUGAAUUUGCGGUGUGUGAAAAUAGAUUUUUUUUCUUUUAAUGUGCCAGGAUAGCAAAAAAAAACAACCCAAAAGAACAAGCAACAUUUGUCCCUAAUUUGGCCCACAUUUGGCUUUGACUGACAGCGUUGUCUCUAGUUACUGGUGUCACUUAUCCACCAGAAUUGAUCCAUUUCUUCCUUUUCUUUGGGCCUCUUGGUCACACCUGGUCCUCGUAACACAACCUCCAGUGUAUCAUUUAUAAUUUGUUUGGUUUUUCAUUUGAUGAAACUUGAGUUUUCUUAAUACAGAAAGAAGAAAAUCCUAAAACGUAAUUUUUUUAAAAACUUUUUUUUGUUUGUUUUUAUUUCGUUGUGUGAAGAGACAUACUUUUAACAUCAGAAACCUUUUCAAAACAUGCAACCAACA